Messenger RNA from Akanthomyces muscarius, 915 nucleotides. RefSeq lists its product as uncharacterized. The record is from RefSeq and is a predicted model, not a curated record. Bases 1 to 915 code for a protein of 304 amino acids. The transcript has 2 exons. Lineage: Eukaryota; Fungi; Ascomycota; Sordariomycetes; Hypocreales; Cordycipitaceae.
AUGGCCAAGCGGAAUCUGCUGCUGUGCUUUGAUGCCUUUGGCACGCUAUUCACGCCCAAAGGCUCCGUAGUCCAGCAGUAUGCCCACGUUGCGCGGCAGUGCGGCAUCGCCAACUUUUCCGAUAAUCAGCUGGAAGCGCAUCUCAUGGCCGCGAUUCGCCAGGAGCGCAGGCUCAAUCCUAAUUACGGCAAGGCCGCGGGUCUUGGUGCCACGCGAUGGUGGACAAAUAUUAUUCAUACAACUUUUGCACCACUGAUUCGAGAAAAUCAACCGUUCCCACCAGCGUUGGUACCGUCGCUCAUUCGCCGAUUCGCUUCAGACGAGGGAUAUGAGGCUCAGCCCGACCUUGUCCCCGCACUGCGGGCGUUGCGUCGCCCCAAGUCGCAGCACGGGUUCGACAGGGUCGUCAUUGGCGUCGUGACCAAUUCGGACGAUCGAGUCCCCAGCAUCCUGUCCUCCUUGGGGCUAAACGUCAGCCCGUUACGCUACGGAUCCGAGGAGGCAGCCAGUCCUCGUCCGGGGGACGUCUACGAUGUCGACUUUCACUGCAUGUCGUACGACGUGGGCUAUGAAAAGCCAGAUGUGCAAAUCUUCAACGCGGCAGAUUCCAUGUUGGCCAGGAUUAUCACGGCGCGAGAGGGAGAGGCGCCGAGGCUGGAGCAGGCACAGAGCUGGUGCAAAGUGUACGUCGGCGACGAGCACGCCAAAGACGUCGCUGGGGCCACCAAUGCUGGCUGGCAUCCCAUCCUGCUCGACGCUGACUCGCAGGCCUCCGAGGUGGCCAGGCUCGAGGACUGCCCAGGCCAGUCUCUAACUGACGUGUUUCAACUUCAUCCCGUCGUACGCGUGCCGUCGAUUCGGGCGUUGGCGUCGUGGCUAUCUCGGCCCGAAUGGCCGUCGAAUCAAGAGCCUUGA